Impatiens glandulifera is the source of this 700-nucleotide messenger RNA. Its product is annotated as SKI/DACH domain-containing protein 1-like. The coding region runs from base 35 to 481 and encodes 148 amino acids. The record is from RefSeq and is a predicted model, not a curated record. NCBI's taxonomy places the organism in Eukaryota, Viridiplantae, Streptophyta, Magnoliopsida, Ericales, Balsaminaceae. The transcript has 3 exons.
UAAACCCUAGUUUAGUUAGGGCAUAUUUGUCGCCAUGGAUUCCUCUCAAAGUUGCAGAAGCAAAGCUCAAUCAUCGUCCUCGCCGAAUCAACUCCAUCACCACCACCAUCAUCAUCAUCAUCAUCCUCACCACCAUUUCCACAUCCAUUUCUCACCUAACUGUCCAUUUCAUAGCCGUCUUCUUCAACCAAACAUCGUCCGUCCUGAAUCCCUCACUGCCGACUCGUGCUCUGUACCGUUCAAUUCUCAAACCUCUCGGAUCCAAGACACACAUCCGUCUAAUUCUCUAUUGUUUAUUAAUGGAGAGAAAGAUAACUUGACAGUGGAACAAGAAGUUGAAGAAGAAGAAGAAGUGGAGUAUGAAGAAGAAGAAGAAGAUGAUCCAGUAUUUGUAUUGACAGAUGAAUGGAGAGAGUUCUUUGCACAAUCUGAAGCUAAAAGGAGAUUAGCGAAGAAGGAGGCUAAGCGCAAGAGCAAAUGAAACCAACUAUCGACGAAGUGGAGAACCAACCAAAGGCCUUACUAUGUGGACGAGUACUGGUACUUGUUUCUCAUUGUAUUUGCAUAUUAUUCUACACUUCUUUUUUGGUUAAAACCAGUGGUAUGACCACCCAGGUUUUGAACAAAACAAUAUUUUGUUAAAAGAAAGAAACAAUCUGUUAAUGAAUAACAGAUUUAGCAGGAUAUUUGGUUAUGUCUC